AAUCACAAAUUAACCAUACAAAUUGUUGAACACCAAUCUAGAAAACACAAGAAAAUUGAAGCGAAUCACAAAUUAUCCAUAAAUAACAUGAUUAAUUGAAAGUUUCUUCCUCCUUGUCAAUUAAGUUUUUUCACUCUCCACUCAAUAACAUCAACUUCAUUCUACACAAUUAGAAAGAAAAAAUUAGACAUGUCUCCACAAACAUAAAUAAGAUUAGUUGUUUAGAAUAUUAAAUAUACCGAGAAAAUUAAUUAUAUGGGUGUGGGCGAGUACCCAUAGGGCGGGUUUACCUAAACCCAAACCCAAACCGGUGAAUAGUGAACGGGUUUAAACCCAAACUAGGCCCAAAACCCGUCAACGCAGGUUUUACCCGCAUUGACCGGGUUGAGUCGGGUGGGUACCUGUGGGUUCGGGUUUUAUUGUCAUUCCUAAUUGGUAGUUAUGUUUGGAUCUUAGUAUCGACUUAUUAAAAAAAAUAAAGAGUUGAAAUGUAAUUGAGUGACGACCCAAAUAACGCUAAUUUCCCCCUGCAAUUCAUCCUCUAGUAUCAUUUCACUUCUUUCCUCAUUGUUACCGGGAUUAUGUUAGUGGUUUAUUACUUCGUAUAUGUAUUGGAGUUAGAGAUGAAUGCUUUGAAUAUUAUUGCACAAUGAUUCGAAAACUUCCUCUCCUCUUUCUCGUCCCUCUCUUACCGUCAGCCUAAACCGAAUUCUUCUCCUACUUUUCUCAUAUACUACUAUUUCUCUAAAUUCCUAGUUAUAUUCUCAAUUCUCUCCAAAUCGCUAAUCAUCAAUUGAUCCUGAGACUCGCAGCCCGAUCCGAGACACCCUACGGCCACGGUUAGAGGUGGCAAUUAUGAUUCAUAUCCAUGAAUCAAAUCCAAUUCAUACACUAAAAUAUCCAACUAAUACAAUCCAUUUAAAUACAAUUCAUUUUAUCCAAACCCAAUUGGAUUGGUGGAUUCAUGGAUUGAUCCAUGGAUCCAAAUGACAAAUUACAGUUUCGUACUUGUACUUUAUAUAUUUUACAUUUUAAUACCUAAAAUUAGAUUUGUAGAUGAAAAAAUAUCAUUAAAAAAUUACACUUUGAUACUUAAAAUUUUUCAUUAUGACAUUUUAGUAUCUAAACUUUUCAAAGUUACAUAUUGGUCCAAGGCUAGGAUAUCAUUUAGAUUCAUAGAUCAAUCCACCCAUUCAUUUGAUCCAAUCCGCUUGAUUCAUAGAUACACUAAUCCAAUCUAUCAAUCAGUGAAUCUAAUCCAUUUGCCACCACGGUUUCUAAAAAAACUUAUUAUCUUAAAAGUCACCUAUUGAAAAUUAGAUAUUAAAAAUUAGUUUCAUGGUUUUUUGUGGGGAUAUCAAGUUCCUAGGGCUAGAGUGUACACUACAGUUUUGAUUGUUUAGCAAGAACGUCGUAUAGUCGUCAACUCGUCAUAGAGAGAGCAACAAACUUCAAUUCGCCAUUCUAGGUCUGCCGCUUGAAGCUACGGGGAAGAGCAGGCCGCCGCCGCCGCCCAGCCUAGGAGUGAGAUGAGCAGCCGACGCGGCCCGCCGAAGCACCAAAACGAAUAUGCUUGGAAGCCUAAAGCAGGCAUCAAGAUCAACGAAACGGAAGUCGGCGGCAGGUUCAGGCCCUUACCGGCGAUUUGCGGAGUGUGCCAACGAUGUAAAGAUCAGAUCGAUUGGAAGCGCCGCUACGGCAAGUACAAGCCUCUUACCGAGCCGUCAAAAUGCCAACAUUGCACCAAGCGUGCAGUCCGUCAUGCCUAUCAUAACUUAUGUUCAGGAUGUGCCAAGGAGCUAAAGGUAUGCGCAAAGUGCCAGUGCCGAGUGGACCAGAUAGUUGGAAGGGAUUCUGAAGUUGCCGAGGCUGAGCAGAAGAUGCUCGAGGAUGCCAUUAAGAAUGCCCGGGAGAGAGAUAGGAGGACCCUCCUGCGCUCGAUGGGCAAAGCUAAAACCAAGACUUCAGCAAUGGCACCAACCACAGAAGGGAAUAAAGUGGGGGAUCUGUUUCCUACUGUAUCACUGGAAGGAUAUGCUGCUAAAGUAUCCGCUCUUCGUAUAAGUGACACUAAUAACAGGGACCUCCAUGAAGGAGAAGAAGGCCACGACUGUGAUGAACAAGACGGAACAAGAUAUGAGGAUGAGGAUGAAGAUGAAGGAGAGGGGGAUGAUAGAGAGGAAGAGAAUGGUGAAUUGAAAAGUGGGAAUGGAGUUGAACAAGCACUUCAACAUCAUUAGGAUUGAUAGCUAUAUAGGCACUCGAAGAUGGAAAUGUGUCACCUUCUAGAACUGGCAAAAUAGGGAUGCAGGGUAAUACAUAUUUUGUAGCCUAUAAUGUUUCAGAAGAAUGCUGCUACUAUUCAUGUAUGAAGCAAUUUUGGUUUGUGAUCUCACUUUUCUGUACUUAUGUCCUUCUAUUGAUCAAAGUAUGGCUGCACUCAUUCCGGAGCUGUCUGCUCUUUUCCCUAUAGUUAUAUCAUUGCAGGAAGGAUGGAUUCCAGACUAAUACAAAAAGUCACAACGUUUUGUAAAAGUAUCUCUACCAAGAACUUGUUUGUAAGAACCGAAUUAACCACUAUGAAAAAAGAAGUAGACUUCCGUCUCAUCUGAAGUGCUCUGCUCCCGAUGUAGAAUGCUUCAACCGGAAGGGAUUUGCCUUCUCCAACGCACAUGAAAUAAUUAAGAAAAGUAAUUUGGAGUC
Molecule: messenger RNA, 2703 nt
Organism: Linum trigynum
Lineage: Eukaryota; Viridiplantae; Streptophyta; Magnoliopsida; Malpighiales; Linaceae
Source: the annotation of a GenBank genome assembly